AAUUCAUGGAGAAGAGAGAGAGAGUUUACGAAGCUGCAGGGCUGGCACUCGUGCGCAGCGCUGAAGGCCGAACGCGCUGGGUCUCGUACGCCCCACACGGCAACUCACCGCCACCACCUAUUGAGCUGUGUCAUAAACCUACUCCUUUAUGUGGACUGGACUUCGACGCUUCCGAUACCACGCAUUUCGAACUUGUGCAGCCCAAGUGUGCUCCGCCAGCGCAAAACUUGCUAAUUUUUCUGCAUGGCAGAGGUGGCUCACACGAGCCGUUUGCUCGACUUGGAGAGAAAAUGGCACUUCCCCAAACAGCGGUGAUCUCACUCCGCGCACCUCGAGAGCUUCCGUUCGGCUUGGGAUUCACGUGGAUCGAUGACGUGGACGCCAAUGGCGACGUAAUCUCGCCAGAUACUCCACACAAGCAGCGCAGUGACAGUCUUCAGAUGACACGGGACUACUUGUGGAACUACCUUCAAGUGCUGCAUGACCAGUACGGGUGGAAUUACUCUCGACUCUUCGUGUUUGCAUUUUCCCAAGGAGCCUGUGUGGCGUUCCACUUGGCGAUGACUAUACCACGCGAUGUGCGGCUAGGAGGCAUGGUGCUUGUGUGUGGAGGGGCAAUUGAGGGUCCACACUGCUCUACUCAUCUUCCAGACGCUGCCGCCACGCCAAUAUUGCAGGUCACAGGUGCACUAGACGAUAUUUACCCGACAGCGCUCGCCGUACGUACGCGGCGCGAGUUCAAGAAGAGAUAUCCACAGAAAGAUGCAGAGCUUUUCACGAGCUUGGUGAGGCCACACAAGGGACACGCAAUGAUUGACUCUCGCGAGGACAUGAAGCAUGUGAUGUUCUUCUUUUCCAAAUACUUGUACCUAUGCAACAUUGAGCUGGAGAACCGCAACGACUUUAUUGAGAUCCAAGUGCCAGCAAUUUCACCGUGAAUAUCAUACAGAAAUUUCUUCUGGGCAGAAACGCACCGAUUGGAUGGAACAGCAGCCGAGAAAUUUCCAUAAUACAUAUAAUAAGUACUGA
Phytophthora infestans T30-4 is the source of this 1029-nucleotide messenger RNA. RefSeq lists its product as uncharacterized. The transcript is spliced from 2 exons. Gene Ontology annotation, molecular function: carboxylic ester hydrolase activity; palmitoyl-(protein) hydrolase activity. The coding region runs from base 6 to 938 and encodes 310 amino acids. Gene Ontology annotation, biological process: protein depalmitoylation. The record is from RefSeq and is a predicted model, not a curated record. Gene Ontology annotation, cellular component: cytoplasm. NCBI's taxonomy places the organism in Eukaryota, Oomycota, Peronosporomycetes, Peronosporales, Peronosporaceae.